Ostrea edulis (European flat oyster) is the source of this 1557-nucleotide messenger RNA. RefSeq lists its product as uncharacterized. The transcript is spliced from 6 exons. The coding region runs from base 1 to 696 and encodes 231 amino acids. The record is from RefSeq and is a predicted model, not a curated record. NCBI's taxonomy places the organism in Eukaryota, Metazoa, Mollusca, Bivalvia, Ostreida, Ostreidae.
AUGUUUCACGACAAAAGAACCCAGUUAGGAGAUGAUUCCUACAACAUGAGAACGGGAUUAGCCAUUUGUCACUGGAACGAGAAUGUUGACAGACAGUCCACCGGAACGUAUCAGUAUCCGACCGGGAAAACGAAGAGAAUCCUUGGGUGCGCCAGACGAAAAGAAGCGGAUAGGAUUAAAAAAAAACUGUUUUCAGAUCUUGAUGCGGGAGCCAAAACGCCCGAAGAAGAGGGAACUCGUAGGAUGCACGUGACGAUAAACCCGUUAAUUGAAGAAUACGGUGUGUCAUUACCAGAGACAGACAAGGAGACAGAAUGGGUCCAUGUUCAGACCCUUACUAAAGACCAAGUAUUCGGACUGCAGUACGUGAUGUUUGAUAAAGACAAACAACAGCCCAGCUUUGUGGUGAUCAGUAAUGGAGCGGAAGUCGUACAGAUCAGUCGUACCCUGUACUUAUCCAAACUGGACUUCAAUGCCAGAGAGAGGCUACGCAGUGAGGUAUCACCCUACCCUACAGAUGAAGAAUUACAACAUAACUUAAUAACUCGUGUCAACUGGGAGGCUUACAAAGACAUUGUUCUACAGCAGAUUGCCGAUGACACAGCCAGGCGUAGACCGACAACACGAGGCGCCAAACAUAGACCAAUGAGAUUUAAGCUGGCAAAGUCUCCUUCGGCGAAGUCUGUGUAUUCAUAGUUAAUGAUAAAUGUUAACAUGUACAUGUUCAAAUACUGGUAUGAUGAUUCAUAGUGACGUAUUACUGACGUAUUACUGUGACGUAUUUUGUAUAAGUGAAUAUACUACAUUACAUUCAUCAUUGAAUUAUACAUGGGGUAUUUCAUUGUUAUUAUGUCGUGAGGUUCACAAUUUCUCUCCUCACUGAUUGAAGCCCGAGUUCGAUCCGCUGAUUGGCUAUAUGUGAAAUGGCAUGGUUAUCAUUAUGAGAUUGAUCACUGUUUGUUAUCUCCACAUUUCAUGGUAGUCACGUGGUAUUCUUCCGGUAUACCGCUUUCCUCCUACACCAAUGACACCCCCGUGCAAAUAGUCGACAAGACGAGAGACAAUGAUAGAAGUUGUGAAACUUGUUUUUUACUCGUCGUGAAAUGAAUUCAGUUUACACGUAAUAGUGUCAUCAAGGGAUCAGGUAUAAGAUGUAGUUUAUAUUGUAUAUGAUUGUAAAAUUAGCAUAAGACCUGAUAAUGUUACAAUGUAGUUCAGUAAAUCUCUUGAUCCUGGUGUCUACACGUGCAGCAAAUCCAUUGGUAGUCAUAUUCAAUAUAUACAACGAGAUGGCUUUGUAAUGCACUAUGAAUACAGAAUAUCCACCCUGUCGGAUACUUAAGCAUAAUGUGGCGGAUAAGAUGAAAAAGGUGUACGUAUUUAUUAAUUCAUGUCAGCUUUAAGAUUGAAAAGACAUUAUGGUACGAACUACAACGCUUCACGCGGGCAUGUUUCAUGCAGCACAUUAGAAAUCUGUUUCUUAUAUUUACAUCACGCGGGCAUGUUUCAUGCAGCACAUUAGAAAUCUGUUUCUUAUAUUUACAUCACGCGGGCAUG